AUGGUCCGGAGGAAUUCAGAAAACAAUGACAGCAGGACUGAGCAGUACAGAAAGCUUUUUAUUGGCGGAUUAACUCCCAACACCGAUGAAGAAAUGCUUAAAGAAUAUUAUUCUGCUUGGGGGGAGAUCGUAGAUGUGGUCGUUAUGAAAGACUCCCACAGCGGAAGGUCCCGAGGGUUCGGAUUUGUCACAUACAAAGAACCAGAAAUGGUUGACUCAGCUCAAGCUAAUAGACCGCACGAGAUAGACGGUAAAACUGUCGAGGCCAAGAGAGCUAUGCCGAGGGAAGACUCCAGCAGUGCUGAGGCCCAUAUGACUGUUAAGAAGCUGUUUGUUGGUGGUCUAAAGAAAGACGUAACUACCGAAGACCUCAGAGAAUACUUUUCGAAAUACGGCAACAUAACCGAGUGUGAGGUAGUUACAAGCAAGGAUACGGGAGUAUCGCGAGGUUUUGGGUUCGUCACGUUUGACGACUAUGAUCCCGUCGACAAAGCUAUCUUGUACAAGCCACACCUUAUCAAGACCAGUCGUUCAGAUGUAAAGAAGGCGCUAUCGAGAGAAGAAAUGAACACCAUGAAGAGAAAGACAGAAUACAGAGGGGACUACGGCAAUGGUUUUUCAAAUGGCUAUAGAAACGGUGGUAACUAUGGUCCACCUGGAGGAGGAUAUGACAACUAUAGCAGGGGUUACGGUCCCCAAUCUCCACCCGGCGGCCCCAUGGGCGGACCACCAAUGGGUGGCUACCAAGGCGGUUGGGGCCCCUAUCCACAGGGUGGCGGCGGCGGCCAGGGUUGGGGUCACGGAAUGGGUGAUGGUUUCGGUAGCUAUGGUGCUCAGCAGAGCUAUGGAGGUGGUCCUAUUAGAGGCGGGCCUCCCGGUGGUGGAUACCAACGGAAUCAACCCUACGGAGGGCUUGAGGUUGCAGGCUUAGGCGUAGCACAGUGA
This is a messenger RNA of Dibothriocephalus latus, 945 nucleotides long. The record is from the annotation of a GenBank genome assembly. NCBI's taxonomy places the organism in Eukaryota, Metazoa, Platyhelminthes, Cestoda, Diphyllobothriidea, Diphyllobothriidae.